UAGCAAUCCAGCGGAAGCGAUGUGGGCGCUAUAGCAACGGUAGCUGGCGGCGUUGGCGCCUGAGAGAGAGCUGGGCCUGAAGCUGGAAUAGAUCCUGGAGAGUUGGGGUGGUCAGUUGGAGAUCCAGAGCAGAGACAAGAUGUUGAGCAGUGCAGGACCGGACCAUAGUGAAACCAGAUGGGAAUGGCUGCUACUAUGAAAAUCCUUCUAGUUUCAGUAACACCAAAAUUUUCUCCAUUUUAUCCAACUGCUUGCCGAACCAAUAACAAUAGAUCAUGUCUAGCCCAACUGAUGAGACCGCAGGAGACCUGCCUGUGAAAGAUACAGGUCCACGACUUCUUGGAGGAUUGAAAGUUCCCUGGAAUUCAAAGUCUCGACAACUCGUGUCACGUGUCAGUCGUGAGGAAUUGGAAGAUCGAUUUUUGCGUUUGCAUGAAGAGAACAUUGUACUUAAACAGCAUGCCUCCAAGCAAGAAGAUAAAAUUAAAAGAAUGGCCACCAAGUUAAUACGGCUUGUUAAUGACAAGAAAAGAUGUGAGCGGAUUGGUGGCGGCCCCAAGCGGCAAGGACGGGAUGUGGAACUAGAAGAAACGAUUGAGCAGCUGCAAGAAAGAGUUCAUGAGCUUGAAAAACAAAAUGAAGGCCUCAGAAACAAACUAAUUUCUACUAAACAGCAACUUCAAUUCCAAGGUCAUAGACACACUCCAUAUAACCACGUACAAUCUCGUAUUAACACAGGACGGAGAAAAGUGAAUGAGAUUUCUGACUUUCAGGAAAGCCCAAGGAAAGGAACAAAAUUACAAGAUGCAGUAGAAGCAGGAACUCCACAACCCUCAAUUACAGGAGUUAAACAACGUUUACUUCAAGAAGCAAGGGAGGAAAUAAAAGCUUUAGAAAGUUUGGUUGAAACACAAAGAGACCAGAUACUAGAUCUGGAGCACAUGGCAGAGGUAUUGAAAACUCAAAUGAGGAGAAAAGAAAAUGAGUAUGAGGCAUCUCUUUUACAACUUCGAGAGCAGCAAGCAACAGAUCAAAGGUCAAACAUUCGGGAAAAUGUGGAACUGAUCAAACUUAAUAAGCAGCUUAUGGAGAAAAGUAAUGCCCUUACAGUAAUGGAAGGAAAAUAUAUCCAACUUCAAGAGAAGCAAAGGCAUCUUAAAGCCAGCCAUGAUGCCUUAUUGGCAAAUGGGGAUGAACUCAACCUACAGCUCAAAGAACAUCGUUUAAAGUGCUUCAGUCUUGAAAAACAACUACAGUCUAAGAGCUUUGUUGAAAAAAAGGUAGGGGAGCUACAGGAUAAAAUUAAUGAUUUGGAAAGAGAGAAGGAACUUUUAAAGGAAAACUAUGAUAAACUAUAUAACAGUGCCUUCAGUGUGACCCACGAAGAACAAUGGAAGUUAAAGGAACAACAGCUUAAACUGCAGAUUGCUCAGCUGGAGACUGCCAUAAAGUCUGAUUUAGCAGACAAGAAUGAAAUUCUGGACAGACUAAAAGUUGAAAGAGACCAAACAGAAAAACUUACUCAAGAAAAUAAAGAACUACAAUUACACUAUCUGGAACAUAAACAACAGCUUGAUGAACUUAAAAACCACAUGAAGUUUUUCAGCAAGGAGAGUGAAAUUGAUAUGACUGAGUUCAGUGAAGCCCUCAUGCUUAUAAAGUCUAGAAAAGAGCAGAAAAGUGGACAACUUUCCUUUCUAGAGAAAGUUGAUGGUGACAUUAAUAAGGACCUAGAAAAAUCAAUUCGAGAGCUUCAGGCAACACAUGCAGAAACAGUGCAAGAACUAGAAAAGACAAGAAAUAUGCUGAUCAUGCAGCAUAAAAUUAAUAAAGAUUAUCAGAUGGAAGUUGAAGCAGUAACCCAGAAGUUGGAAAGUUUUCAACAAGAUUAUGACUUAAAAAUAAAACAGUAUGUUCAUCUUCUUGACAUCAGAGCUGCACGUAUCCGGAAAUUAGAAGCCCAAUUAAAGGAUAUUGCCUAUGGCACAAAGCAGUACAGAUUUAAACCAGAAAUCAUGCCAGAUGAUCCUGUAGAUGAAUUUAAUGAAGCUAUCCAUUUAGAACGGGGAGAGAACCUAUUUGAAAUCCAUAUCAGCAAACUGACCCUUUCAUCUGAAGCUAUCCAGGCAUCAGGAGAUCAAGAACCUUCCACUUUCUGUACCUAUGCUUUUUAUGAUUUUGAACUGCAGACAACUCCUGUAGUCUCUGGUCUCCAUCCAGUAUAUAACUUUACAUCCCAGUAUCUCGUCCAUGUUAAUGACUUCUUUUUGCAGUACAUACAGAAAAAUGGUGUCACUCUUGAGGUCCAUCAGGCAUAUAGUACUGAUUAUGAAACAGUUGCUGCAUGCCAGUUGCGAUUCCAUGAGAUCCUGGAAAAGAAUGGUCGAAUUUUGGGUGCUGCAAAUUUGGUUGGAAUUAAAGGAGACAUUCCACAUUAUGGCACAAUAGAAUAUUGGGUCCGAUUAAGAGUUCCUAUGGAUCAAGCAAUUAGACUGUAUAGAGAACGGGCAAAAGCUUUAGGCUAUAUAACAUCCAAUUUUAAGAGACCAGAGCAAAUGCAUCAGCAGAUACCCAAAACUGCUGAUCUCAGUCUUACUUCAGAUGACAACUUAAAUGAACUCCAUAUCACAAUAAAAUGCUGUAGCAACCUGAAGUCCGGAGCAACCAAAAGUCACGUGCAGCCAAAUCCAUAUGUUGUAUACAAGUUCUUUGAUUUUGCAGACCAUGAUACAGCUAUCAUUCCAAAUAGCAAUGAUCCCCAGUUUGAUGAUCACAUGUGCUUCCCAGUGCCAAUGAAUCCGAACUUGGAUAGAUAUCUAAAGUCAGAGUCUCUGAGUUUUUAUGUAUUUGAUGAUAGUGACACCCAGCAGAAUACUUACAUAGGAAAAGUCGAUGUACCACUGAUUUCAUUGGCACAUGAUAGAUAUAUUUCAGGAAUAUUUGAGUUAACAGAUCAUAAGAAGCAUCAUACAGGAACCAUUGAAGUUGUGUUGAAAUGGAAAUUUACUUACCUUCUUCCAAGUUCAUCAGCAGCACCUGAGGACCUAAUGAAUGUUAUUAAAAAAGAAGAAUCAGAAGCUGAUAAGAAGUUGCACAGGGCAUCCUCUGUUACUACACCAGUUGUAGUGCCAAUACCUAAACCAAGACAGCGUACAAUCCCAACAGACAAGAAAGUGUCCUUUGUGGAUAUCACUUCACACCAGGAUUCUAUGUCUAUCUCAGAUGAAGAUGUACAGAAAUCUUCACCAGAAAUGAAGGUUACAAAGAAAUUACAAGUUAAGGCUUCAUCUGUGCCAGAUAUUCCAGAGGCUUUGCCAGAAAGGAUGGUAGAGAAGGUAAAUGAGAAUGUUCAAGAAAUGUGGCAAGGAAAAGAUGAGGAUUUCUCUCACCUCUCUAUGGGUCAACUUGCUGGCCAAAGUUCAUCUGCUUCUGAAGAUGACACAGAAAUUAGUGAGGAGUUAGAAAGAGAAGAAGUUCAAGAGGAAAGACUAGAUUCUGAUGCUGUUGAUUCAAUAAUUACUGACAGCGAUGACUGUAUUGUUCCAAGUCCCAUGUCUAAGAAUGUUAAACAGCCAUCAGAAAAAAUUCGGAUUGAGAUUAUAGCUCUAAGCCUCAAUGAUUCCCGAGUAGCCAUGGAUGACACUAUACAACGCCUAUUUGUAGAAUGCCGUUUCUACAAUUUUCCCGCAGAAGAGACACCAGUGUCACUUCCAAAACCCAAAAGUGGACAGUGGGUCUAUUAUAAUUACAGCAAUGUGUUAUAUGUGGAUAAAGAAACCAACCAAGCAAGAAGAGAAUCUCUAAAGACUAUAUUGCAAAGACCAGAGAUGCCUAAUGGAAGUAUCCAAUUCACCGUGGUAAGUGAUCCUCCAGAGGAUGAACAGGAUCUUGAGUGUGAAGAUAUUGGCAUUUCCCAUGUCAGUCUCAUUGAAAUAUUUCAGGAAAAAAAAGACAUCAUUGAGCAAAAUAUUGAUGUAUUUGAUGCACAAGUGGAUGGUGAAGUAAUUGGCAAGCUUAGAAUAACAGUGGAGGCCUUGCAUGCCCUGUACUCCAUCUAUGAGGAAUACAGAGAUGAAUUGGAGACAUAGAAAUGUUCCUAAGGCAUCACCUUCUCCUGAGUAAAUUUUCCCAUCGAUGGCUCUUAGAUGAGGCUUUUGUAAUUACUACAGUAUAUAUUUAAUGUAUAAUUUAUGCACAGUAGAGCCUGGGUUUGAAGUUGUAAAGUUUUGUAUACUUUUUGAUUUGUUUAUUUUUCUAUUCCCUCCAUCCCACAACUGCUGUCCCCCAGGGUCUCAGCCCUCCAUAGUGGCCAGCACCUUUUCAAUAAUUCAUACCUACAUGAUGGCAUGAGGAAUACUCAUUUGCAUUUUUUGCAUUUUCGUAUGAAGAGCAAGAAGGCAAAUCAGUUCCUUAUUUUUAAUAAGCAAGAAGCAUGUCUUCGAAAACUUAUGAAAAAAAUACUUUUAUGUUAUCCCUAAUCACCCAACUAAAUGGAAUGCUGUGAUUAGCCUCAUUAAGAGUUUUUUUACUGUGAAGAUUUUAUUAGAAGCAAUAUAUGAAAAUUACUUGGAUUAAUGUGUUAAUCUUCCUCUUUAAAAUGCUAAUAUCCAUUUUAUGCACAUUAAAGCUCAGUAUGCAUUUCUUUGAUGCAUGCAGUUUCUAUCAAUUAAAUAUAAAGAAUGAGACUAGCCAGAAGACUUAUUAAAUUACUGCAAGCUUGGGGGGGGGUUGGUCUUUUUUAAAAAAUAACUUCACUCCUUCAGCUAACAUUAUUAUCAGAUAUUUGUGAUGGUAGUAUAGAAAGAGGGAUAUUCGUGGAUACAUAAAGAUAUAGGUAUGAGAAAUUUACAUUUUGAAAACUGGGCAUCCUUUAUAGAAAGAAAGUAUUGAAAGCAUGGCUCAGAUUCCAACACGUUUAGUUAGAAUGGAAGAGACAGGAAAGUAUCUUUUUAUCAAUUUUAAAAUUUACAUCAAGCAUGUAUAAUGCUUACUUGUAUCUGGAUAACUAGACCUAGAAAAGCAGCUCAGAAAGUUAAUUUUCUAGCUUUUAACCAAUCUCAAUGAAGGAUUUAAUUGAUAUUUUUAAUGGAGCUGUGAAUCAAUGCUGCAAAAGAAUUGUCUCUAGAGGUCUAGGAUAUAAUGCAUUUCAUUUUUUAAUUUACUCUUUUAUUUGUCAUUUUCUUCAAAGGAUUUUAUAGGCUGUGGGUUUUCAGUGUUUGCAAACAGGCUAUGUUCCUUCUUAAGCAUAUGUAAAGUAUUCAGAGAGAUAAGUAAUUUAUUAAAAUCUACCUAAUUUGCCGUGAUAUAUUAAAUCUCUGCUUCAGUGAUCACAGACCAUUUCAUUUAGAGAAUUAGGCAUUCCCUCUUUGUGUGAUUAAAGCUCUGGAAAAUGAGUUCUUUGCUCCUAUUUGUGAACAUUCAAAGCCUGCUAAUGGCAAGAAGAUGGAAUAGAUUAUGAGACAAUUCAUUACAGUUCAACAGCAAAAAAAAAAGAAAAAAGAAAAAAGCAGCUAUAAUGCAAAAAUGCAAGUAUGAAUAUCUGCAUAUACUUUGAACCAUCUGUGCUCUAAUGGCUUCAAUAAUGGUUCUUCAUCUUCAGGAGACUUUGAAAUUACAUCCGUACAAUAUUAAUUUGUUGAUGUACAUUUUAAAGCCAAUAGAAUAUGAUCUGACCACAGAAAUCUAUAAAUUUUGCUCUGUACUGUUGGGCCUUUCUGUCAUACAGCCUACCAUCUCAAAGAGAAGCCCUGCUCUCUCAUCAAAACUCUGCAAAUCCUCAGAACAACUCAUUCUUCUGGAACCUUCGAAAGACCACAAACAUCUGCAGACUAUACCACUCCAAACCUAGUAAACAGCCACAUGUUUGUUGUCACUUUGGCUGGCUCUUAGCUCAUCUUUUUGGCUAUUCUUUCUAGCUUUCUUUGGCUUCAUGCAGUUAUAUUGUCAUUAAGGACCUUAAUAUUCCCUGCAGUAAUUUAAAACAGCCACAUUAUUAUGCACUAAGAUCAACUGAGUGGUUCAGGACACUUAUUGUGGUAUUCUCCCAGGAGGUUUGUGUUAUUGUUUUAAUACUCUACAACCCAAACUAAAUACCUUUCCUACAGAGAGAAGCUUAUGAAGGACUCUUUGUGGUCUCUGAGCUGAGGUGGAAAUUUUGAUCAGGAAGCUGUAUUCCAGAAUCUUGUAACUCUGUUUACUUCUGGAUACUGCACUUUGUGCUAAUAUCAGAUAUUUAGUUAUGUCUUAUUCAUAUUUAUUAGAACAUCACAUCUAAUCCUUCUGAUCUAAUUUGGAAAUUUUCAACUUCAGCAUAUUCUAAAUUAAUUAAACAUUCAUCUGUGUAGCAGAUUUAAAAUCUGCUGCCAUGUUUUUCAGUAGUUAGAUUUUAUUACUCUAUUUUCAUUAAUAUGUCAAUUGACAUUUAUAACUUAUAUUAGGAUAUCUUUUUGCCUCUUUUUUUUAUCCCAGUGUUCAUUGAAAUGUUCACCAUCUAUUAGAUUCCAGUGAAAGUCCAGUCUCUAAAGUUAUUUCUUAUGAGUCAGCCAGACCUCAGCCAUAGAUGAGGGUUAGAAGCUAGCGAAGACCCCAGCUACACAGACAACGCAGCUUAAGGUAACACUUCUGUAAACGUUUGGCAAUGGAUCUAAAUAUAAACAGUCAGUGUGAUACUUUGGAUGUGGCCUAUGCUUUCAUUUAGAUGGCUAAAUAGAAAUAUGGUUUUUCUUUUUUUGUUUAAGUUCAUAUAAUUUUGCCUGUUGUAGUAAUAUCACAUUCCUAGCCUCCAUCAUAAGAAACAGUUGAGAAAAAUAAGUUUUAUAGCUAACAGUGUGGUUUACGUCAGGAACUUUUCUCUAAACUCUUUGCAGUAACACAUUUUCUAAAUUACCAUAGUUUACUGCUGCUUAACUUAUGUUAGUUUUUUAAGAAUUAAGUGGAGAAUAUCUUUAAUCAAAUAAAGGAAGGCCCACAUUGAAAUUA
Messenger RNA from Phascolarctos cinereus (koala), 6978 nucleotides. It is a transcript of the gene RPGRIP1L, whose product is annotated as RPGRIP1 like. Gene Ontology annotation, cellular component: photoreceptor connecting cilium. NCBI's taxonomy places the organism in Eukaryota, Metazoa, Chordata, Mammalia, Diprotodontia, Phascolarctidae. The record is from RefSeq and is a predicted model, not a curated record. Gene Ontology annotation, molecular function: thromboxane A2 receptor binding. Gene Ontology annotation, biological process: non-motile cilium assembly; retinal rod cell development.